This is a messenger RNA of Zerene cesonia (dogface butterfly), 5727 nucleotides long. Its product is annotated as RNA pseudouridylate synthase domain-containing protein 2-like. Lineage: Eukaryota; Metazoa; Arthropoda; Insecta; Lepidoptera; Pieridae. Gene Ontology annotation, biological process: pseudouridine synthesis. The coding region runs from base 404 to 2158 and encodes 584 amino acids. Gene Ontology annotation, molecular function: RNA binding; pseudouridine synthase activity. The transcript has 15 exons. The record is from RefSeq and is a predicted model, not a curated record.
GUUGAUUUCUGGCAGCCACGUGGGUGGGACGUCUUCGCUCCUCGAUCGUUUCCCGCGAAAAUUUACGCGCCCGCAAUAUAUUUGGUGCCGCUGUAACAACUGAAGGGACGAUACGUUUUGCUUGUAUAUUUGAUGUUAUGUUAAUGUGCGACGAUCUGUCAGUGUGUAUUAUUUGAUCGUGAGAGCUAACAGUGAUAUUUAAUUGAACUUGUAUUUUUGUGCAAGGAUUUAUCUCGUGAUCGCAUCACAAUAUCAAGUACAUAUUUAUUUGAUCACUAGCUGCUCUCCGCGGUUUCACCCGCGUAGUGUAAACAGUGCUUCAAUGCCCCCGUACCAAGUGUGAGUUCACGUGAAUGCGGUAACGGGCGGCGAGCUGGCGUGGUACGGGGCCGGCGGGGGGGCGAUGCAGGCGGGCGGCGGUUGGUUCGUGCCGUGGACGAUGGGUGUGCAGAAGUUCGCGGUGGCGCUGCCGAUGGGCGGCGUGGUGCCGUUGGUGCCGCCGCUGCUGGCCGCGUUGCCGCCCGCGCCGCCGCCGCUGCGACUGAUCGCGCCGCCCCUGCCGCACCAAGCGGCCAGGAAGAGCGAAAAGGACAAUGGAAAGAAUUGUAUUCUUUCCUGCGAGAAGCGGAAAGCCGAUGACACCGACAUUAAUAAGGACUUGAAAAAGGCUAAGCUCGAGACAAAGGCGCUUAAAGCAAAAAGACCGGGUUUCACUGACGACAGGUACAACGAAACGUCGUACUAUAUUGAGAAUGGUCUCAGGAAAGUGUACCCCUACUAUUUCACAUUUACCACUUUCACGAAAGGGAGAUGGGUCGGCGAGAAGAUACUAGACGUGUUCGCCAGAGAGUUCAGGGCGCACCCGGCCGCCGAAUACGAAAGGUGCAUCAGGGCUGGCACCCUCACGGUGAACUACGAAAGAGUCGAUCCGGACUAUAGGCUUAAACACAACGACCUACUCGCUAACGUCGUCCAUAGGCACGAAGUUCCUGUGACCAGCCAACCGAUCACCCUCGUACAUAUCGACGAGGACAUAGUGGUUGUCAACAAACCAGCCUCUAUUCCCGUGCACCCGUGCGGCCGAUACCGUCACAACACUGUUGUGUUCAUUCUCGCAAAGGAGUACAACUUGAAGAAUCUGAGGACCAUUCACAGGCUGGACAGGUUGACGUCAGGCCUCUUGUUAUUCGGGAGAAGUCCAAAGAAGGCGAGACAAAUGGAACACCAGAUCAGGAACCGGCAAGUGCAGAAGGAAUAUGUUUGCAGGGUAGACGGGGAGUUCCCGGAUGACGAGAUCGAGUGCACGGAGCCAAUAGAGGUGGUCAGCUAUAAGAUUGGCGUGUGCAAAGUGUCCCCCAAGGGCAAGGACUGCUCCACGGUGUUCAAGAGGCUGGGGUACAAUACACGCACCAACACCAGCGUCGUGCUGUGCCGGCCGAAGACAGGCAGGAUGCAUCAGAUCAGAGUACACUUGCAGUAUUUGGGGUAUCCAGUGGUAAACGACCCCCUAUACAACCAUCCGGUAUUCGGUCCGCUACGGGGCAAGGGUGGCGAUACGGGCGGCAAGUCAGAUGAGGAGCUGGUCAGAGAUCUGAUCGCGAUACACAACGCUGAGAACUGGCUCGGCGUGGACGCGGGGGACGAUGAUAUGCUGUUUUCGAAACCGGCCGCUGAUGAUAAAGUUGGCGAAGACGAAUGCGACACCGGACCAGCGUCUCGAGAGUCAUCUCCGAGACUAGAGUCUCCGGCCCCCGGCUUGACGCCAGCUACUGUUAUGACGCCGACGCUGGCGAGUCCGUCGAGCGGCGCGGAGGCGCCGGCCGACGCGUGCGCGCACUCGCCGCACAACAACGACGACUCUAAUGACAAGUCGGACAAAGUCACAGUGGCCACACAGACCGGGUGCAGUCCCGCGACCCAAGUGGGCCCCGCUGGAGCUCCAGGAGCCACGGGGUCCACAGCGGCCCCAGCUCCGGGGACCGCGGAGCCUGCUGCGGACCCGCACUGCUACGAGUGCCGCGUGAGGUACAGGGACCCAAGACCGAGGGACUUGAUUAUGUACCUACACGCUUGGAAGUAUAAGGGACCAGGUUGGGAAUACGAGACGGAGCUUCCACAGUGGGCGAACGUGGAGUGGGAGGAGCAGGAUAGUUCAUAGUUACAGCAACUGCCGCCACUGAGGACGCGCCUCCUAACACUCAUCGCAUCUCAUACACUGAAUACAUCCAACUGACUGAUAGACACAUUGGUGAUAGCAAAGAUCCUGAAGAAAUUACAGGUGAUACCAACAUUUCGGAUCUUAAUACACAUAUAAAUAGAGUCGAUUUUGAAGUUGUUAAUGAAUUUGAUAAUGACAAACAAACGGUUGACGAUACUGAAUGUGAUGCGAAUGUCGAUAAAGAGUAACGCGACCUUAGUGGAGUUGAAGCAGAUACCGAUAAUCAUCUUGGCUGUUAUAAUGUUGCAGACGUAAGUUUUGUAAUUAACGUAAGGUAGAUGUAAGGAUACCCUUUUCGUUUUGGUGAGUUAUUUGCACGUUCUGAUUGUUUUCACUCCUAAAUUUUGUGGACGUUUUCUCUCUUAACGUUUACUUAAGGUUUAUUUAUGGUUUAAUCCGUUGAGUUCCUAUGUUAUGUCGGGCCUAAAUAUUUCGUCAAGCUUAUUGUGUAGAUAUAGUAAUUGUAAUUUUGUAAAAAAAUAUCAGUAAUAUUUUAAUAGAUCGCUUUAAUAUAGCAGGGUGUUAAUGGAUACACAGACACGAGUGUAAGAUCGUCACAGCUAUCGUAUUUUUUAUAGAGUAUUGUUUUGAUCCCGUCUCCUUCGAGUUGGACGUUGUUAUUUUUCAAAAUUACUUUUUGUUUGAUGAAAUCUGGACCACUGUUAAAAUUUCGUAGUGAAUAUAAUGAUUAAAAUAUGACCACUGUUUAAACAAGAAUAACAUCUAAAUAAGAUUGUUAGGUAAUUAUGAUUAAUAUGAAAGCGUUGAAUAUGUAAAAUAAAAAUGUUCGUCACUUUGGCUUCCAUAGUGUUUGAGUAGUGAAACAAUUUGUAAAUAUUUGAAAAAUUCAAAAGAUUUUUGUACUUUAGUAAAUGUUUUAGAUAUCAACAUUUUUAUCGGAUUCUUUAUUAUUUGCGUCCUUUGUUCCGUUCUCUUCAUUAGCCCGUUUCUGUUUAGCAUUCAUUUUUUAUUUUAUCUCAAAGACGGCGUUAUUUUCUAGUUCUCUAUUUAUCAUAACCAAAGUAACAGCGGAGGUUUUCUCCAAAGAUAUUUUAAUACCAAGUAGUCGAUCAUUUAUAGUCAAAGCAGCACAUUUAAAGACACUUAGAUUUUUUUAAACAUUAAGUUUGCGUGUUAUUGUUUAAGGGGAACCAAGAUUAGUUUUAUGCGUUUUAUUUGGAUUGUUCUAAAACCGUAGGUAUAUGAUAUGAUAUUCGUGUAUAACGUUAGCAAGUAUUAUAAUAAAAGACAAUUCUUACUGUAACUUUGAUAAAAAUAUUUUCACGAGCUUUCAAUAAAUUAAUUCUAUGGAAAUAUAUAUUUUUCGUACUUUUAGUGUAGACGUAGCGCGUAUCUGUCUUUUAUUUGUAUUUAUGCAAUGAUGUUUUGGUGUAAGCGGUAUGCAAUGUUUCAGUUUUAGCAUACACUAUCACGUCUUCGCUUAUUUUUUACAUUCUUUUUUCACUUUGUUCGUCUUUCACCAUACAAUAACUUUCAAGGAACUGGGCACAUUUACGAAUUUAAAACAAGGAUAGCAAUGUUUAGAACAAUGCUUUAAAUUUGGCUUUUGUUUUACCUUUAUUGUCUUUUAAAUAUGAUGGACUAUAAUAUAACUAAUCAUUUUAAUAAGUUUUGUCACAGCCAUAUAGUUUUUUUUUUCAUUUUAGUUGUUUUUAUAGAUCAAAAAUAUAACAUGACGAAUAAAAAGCUAUUCUAAAUGAAGUCUAGAUAAAAAAAGUUUGAAUUUAAAAUAGAAUCCUUAUUUAAAGUCUUAAAAUUGAAACAAUUGCUGUUACCAUACCAUAAGGAACACCAAUUUUCCUGCUUAAUGAGUUCAGACCACUCACCGUUUUUUAAAUGCACGAACAAAGUGGAUUUCCAUGUUAACUCUACUGCCGAUAGCUAUCCUGUACAUACGCUAAUGUGCCAUUAAUAUACGUUUUCCACCACACAACUAUCUGUUUUGGGAACAACUCUUGUAAUAUGUAAGAAUUUAAAUAUCUGUAUUACCGCUGGCUCGUGUAAUUAGAACUUUGAGUGCUGUUUCGUUUUGGAAGUGUAAUGCUGUUUUCAUUUAUUUGUUUUAUUACGCGGUUUAAUCGGAAUCAUCUUAAACAUGCUUGAUAGCAUUUUAGAUGAGUUAUUUAUGAUAUCCAACAUAAAUUUUGUUGGAACAACAUUGAAUGUGUUAGUAAAAAGAGGUAUACCACUGGCAUAUCACCCUAACCAAGCCUAUAAAAUGUCGUAGUCGAUUAGGCUUCGCGUAUUGUUGUAUUUUUAUAGUGUGUAAGUAUUUGUUCAUUGUAUGUAUAAUAAAGCGUUUGUGCUCGUGGGAUCGCCUCACACAGCCGUUUCUCUUGUUUUACGAGUAUAUCAAAACACGUUUUUGAACGCUUGAGCGGUUUAUUUGUUUGUAAGAAAAUUUUCAUGUGCCUUCUGAAAAUAAUGAGAAAAUAAAUAAUAUUGAUAAAAUUGUGAGCGUUUUUCCGUACGGUUUUUUGUAAUUAAUGUAAGUAGGUUUACAUUCGGAUGUCGAGUUUGCGUGGUGAUCGAGACACGUGCGGUUUUAUCCGUUACUUAUAACAUUUUGACGAUAUUUGUUAAUCAAAUGGUGUAUUAGUAGGAAUUGUUGUUCUCUAUAUCGAGGUGUUUUCUUAUCACCAGCAAACUCGAUAUAGGCACAAUUUUGCAUACGUUAUGUUGCAUUGUUUUGAACAAAACUGUUUAUUUUAAUGCCGGAUUGCCAUACAUAUGGCUGAUUAGGAAUAUUAGCAAUGUAACGCUGAACUUUACUUCACAGAUGGAAAUUACGUAAAAUAUUUCUAUGUUAUUAUCUUAGUCAAUUUAUGGAAUUAUAUAUAUUUAAUUUUGUUUUAUUACGCAGUACGUCAUAUAACGGUGUUGCCCUCUUAAUCAAGCUCAUACUUAUAAAUGAUAAUUUAUUUAAUCUAUAGUAUGGUUAAUAUAAAUACAAUGCGAAGGAUUUAUUUGGAUUUUAUAUUUGGCAUCGAAUACCUAUUGGUGCUUGUAUACCUUUUUUUGGAAAUCAUUUUUACUCUAAUAAAAUUUGCAUUUAUAAAAUAAAAUGAAAAAUAUUGCAGCAACAUUUACAUGGACUUUAUAAAAUUCGUUUUAAAAUAUAUAUUUUAAUGUCAAAAGAAUAAAAAGAUGUAAAGGUGUCUCGCAAGGGUAUAUCCAAGGGAUCAAACUGUUUCUUACUUACGUAAGUGAAAUGUUAUUAAUCUAUACGUGUAUAAAAUGUUUUAAAUAUUUAUGGGAUUUAUAAACGAUGACAUUUGUUUCUUAAUAAAAUGUUUAUCUGUGAAGUGGAGUAAGCGACUGGCACUAGCCGAUUAUUUGUUUUAUUUUUCAACGAACAAUGAAAGACAUUUUGUUAUUUUGUAUAAGUAUUUGGUAAUUAAGAUAUAUUAGCGUUUCCUUCUUUAGAUACGUGUUGUAAUGAUUCAUGUUUCCACAUAAAUUUAAUUAGAAUAAACUUCAUCAUUGAA